Thlaspi arvense is the source of this 1146-nucleotide messenger RNA. The record is from the annotation of a GenBank genome assembly. NCBI's taxonomy places the organism in Eukaryota, Viridiplantae, Streptophyta, Magnoliopsida, Brassicales, Brassicaceae.
AUGUUGAUUUUAUGGGCGUUUAUAGUGAAGCUUGAUAUAGAUAACCAAGAACCAAUCUUGGUGAAAGAGGAGAGUGUGGUAGGUAUCCCAUCUCCACUCUUGAAGCUCAAAAGCUGGCAAUGGUGGGUUCUUGUGUCCAUCAACAUCUUCUUCCUCAUUGGUGGUCAAGCUGCUUCAGUCCUUCUCGGUCGGUUUUACUACGAUCAAGGCGGAAACAGCAAAUGGAUGGCUACUCUAGUUCAAACCGCGGCUUUUCCGAUCCUCUACAUCCCGCUCUUGCUCCUUCCUUCUUCUCAGACGGACGCAGACUCUUCAGAGCCAUCUUCUUGUUCUCUUAAAACCAUUGUCUUGAUCUACGUUUUGCUCGGUGUCAUCAUCGCUGGAGACAACAUGUUAUACUCUGUUGGACUUCUUUACCUCUCUGCAUCGACUUAUUCGCUCAUUUGCGCGACUCAGUUAGCUUUCAACGCGGUCUUCUCUUAUUUCAUCAAUGCUCAGAAGUUCACUGCUUUGAUUCUCAACUCCGUCGUCCUCCUCUCUUUCUCUGCUUCCUUGAUUGGCCUCAACGACGAUGCAGAUGCUCCUUCAGGUGUCUCUAGAUCUAAAUACAUUGUCGGGUUUAUCUGUACUCUCGCUGCAUCUGCUCUCUACUCUCUCUUGCUCUCCCUUAUGCAGUUCUCAUUCGAAAAGAUUCUUAAAAGAGAGACGUUCUCUGUGGUUCUAGAGAUGCAAAUCUACACUUCUUUAGUCGCGACUUGUGUAUCGGUUAUUGGGCUUUUCGCUAGCGGGGAAUGGAGAAUGCUGAACGGAGAAAUGGAAGGUUAUCACAAAGGGCAAGCCUCUUAUGUACUGACUCUAGUCGGGACCGCGGUUACGUGGCAAGUAUGCUCUGUCGGAGUUGUGGGUUUGAUAUUUCUGGUCUCGUCGCUCUUCUCGAACGUCAUUAGUACUCUGUCUCUAGCUGUGACUCCACUUGCGGCUUUGGUUGUGUUCAGAGAUAAGAUGAGUGGUGUUAAGGUUAUGUCGAUGUUGAUUGCUCUUUGGGGUUUUGCUUCUUAUGUUUAUCAGAAUUAUCUUGAUGAUCUGAAAGUUAGACGAGCGAGGAAACAAGCUGGUCAAGCCGGCAGGGUUGAUCCGGUUUGCUGA